AGAUUUGACAAAACCUUGCCAUACGCUGUGUUUAGGUGUUUGAGGCUUCCCAGAGCUGUCCAAAAUGCCCUCCACCCAUGUUUCAGCUGUGGCGAGUCUGUCCUUCAUGGCGUGUUGAUCCUGAAGUGGGUAGACAAGCACCAGACCCUCAAUUCAGAAGGCUGCCCCUGAAGCCUGUGCUUCCUGCGGUGUUGGCGGCACGUUUGGACCAUGUUGACCCGGCGGCGAGCGAGGCUUGAACGAUGGAUCGUUGAAGAGAAACCUCAAGAAGAAGAAAUUGCCCAGAUCAACGCCCUGAGUGAUCUCGCCCUUGAACUUGUGUUUUCGUUCCUGGAUGUGGAACACAUUGUAGUGGCGUCGCAGGUGUGCACGCGGUGGCGGGACAUCUGCAGUUCGAGGCGGCUGUGGACGUCGCGCAGGGUGCCCUACGGCUACCCCAUCAAGGCGGAGUCCCUGCGCGUGGUGCGCCUCCUCCGCCGCCAGCACGGCGUGCCUCCCUACUGCAAGAUCAUGGUCGCGCGGGGCAACAGUCCCCUCGCGCUCUUCUUGGAGAACGGCGAUAAGUUGGUGAUUUUCACGCCGUCGUCGCUGAUGGUGCUGCUCUGUCUGCGACACCUAAUCAAAGACAACGUCUUCUCCUUAGACCUGUGUGUGGGAAACCUGCUCACGGACUUCGAGGCCCUGGUUGUCUGGGAAACCAUUGCCAGCAAACCGCACCUUGUCGCCUUAAACAUUAUCAUGCGCAGUUGCAGUGCUUUGCUCAGGACAAACUACAAGUGGCUCAGGAGGGGCUCCCUCUGCGCCUUCUCCAUGUCCUUCGGGGAUGUCAGCGACGAUUCGGACGACUCUGACAGCGACAGUGACGACGGCCAUCUCGAGGAGGCAGUGGCCCUGCCGGUCCGCUCCCUGCUUCAGGUCCACCGUCAUCAGCUGCUGCGACUUGAUGUCGAACCAGAGAGUCAGCAGCCUUUGUUGGAUGUACGGCCCCGCUCUUUGCGUGUGCUCACUGCCGUCGUGUUGCCCAGCCUGGUGAACGUGGUGAAGCCUUUGAAGUACCUUUCCUCUCUGUUCCUGAUUUCCAAACGAAGUGCACCCCGACAGCAAAGUUACGAGGUUCUGAGCAAGAUACUCUCCAUGCGCAAAAUUCGCCGCACGCUGGAACUACUGGACAUCUCCCUUGCGUUAGAUGUCAGCACUCCGCACAGCGAGGCACUCCUGUCGCUGCUGUCCGACUUCGAGCGCUUGGAGAGCGUCGCGCUCCGUGGCGUGUGCAGAGCCCUGUCCGACCCGGACCGCGGGCCCGAGGCGCUCAAGACCCUCUGGUCGGGGCUGCGGUCGGUGAGGAGGCUGACAGUGGAGGAGGAGCCGAGCAUGUUCCCCCUGCACGCCCUGCUGCCCCGCACGGUGGAUGGGGGCACCGUGGAUCCGCUGGUGAGGGUGCCGGCCCAGCUGAGCCACCUGGUGCUGGGCAACGUCAAGGCGUCGUGGCAGCUGUGCGACGCCAAGUGGCUGCAGCAGCUGCGGCGCGUCAUGGACGCCGCGCCCAAGCUGCACGUCUUGCUGCAAGGCAAGUGCCUUGAGGUCCCGCAGCGCCGCGGCCCCACCUCCAUCUACGUCCUCAGGCAUGGCGGGAUGGAGCAUCGCCAGGAACCGGCCCGCAUCGAGAUGGGGCGCCCGGAGUACAUCGCCAUCUACCCGCACCCGUGCAGCCACACCUGCCAGGAUUGCCAAAAUUUCGCUGAACAGAAGAAAGGAUGCGUGAAAAUGUACAUUGGAGACUUGUGCGAGCCGAAACAAGGCUAGUGCGGGGCACCUGCUUCGUUUCUCGCUGCCACGCAGCGUGGUCUCGUCAGAUGGCUGUCUACAGCAUUUGUUUGCAAUCUUCGGACCUACUUUUAUUGAGUUGUGAUUCAAAUAAUUGACGUAAAUAUUGUGCAUGCUUCAGUGUGGAAUUCUCCGCUUUGGGGCAUGUUUGCACCUUGCAUUGUGUAGUAAAUUUAUCACUGAUAACUAAUGACGGUGUUGUGGGCCUGUGAUGUCCAACUUGACUAUUGUAAAGUAAAGUGACUUUCUUGCUG
Messenger RNA from Thrips palmi, 2078 nucleotides. RefSeq lists its product as uncharacterized. The transcript is spliced from 10 exons. The record is from RefSeq and is a predicted model, not a curated record. NCBI's taxonomy places the organism in Eukaryota, Metazoa, Arthropoda, Insecta, Thysanoptera, Thripidae. Gene Ontology annotation, molecular function: protein binding. Bases 211 to 1803 code for a protein of 530 amino acids.